Bufo bufo (common toad) is the source of this 1361-nucleotide messenger RNA. RefSeq names its product PIN2 (TERF1) interacting telomerase inhibitor 1 (gene PINX1). Gene Ontology annotation, biological process: regulation of ribosome biogenesis. The record is from RefSeq and is a predicted model, not a curated record. NCBI's taxonomy places the organism in Eukaryota, Metazoa, Chordata, Amphibia, Anura, Bufonidae. Gene Ontology annotation, molecular function: nucleic acid binding; telomerase inhibitor activity. Gene Ontology annotation, cellular component: nucleolus.
CUCCUUUUUUUUGUGUGUGUGACCUCACUCUGCUGCGACCGAGCUGAGCUCCACAUUGACUGUCAGGAGCACCGAGUUUCCCAAUUGUUGAAUACCGGUCUGGUGGAUCAUGGCGAUGCUGGCCGAACCUCGUAGGAAGCAGAAGUGGUCGGUGGAUCCGAGAAACAGCGCGUGGAGCAAAGACGAAUCCAAGUUUGGUCAGAAGAUGUUGGAGAAGAUGGGCUGGUCCAAAGGCAAGGGACUCGGUGCUCAGGAACAGGGAUCCACCGAACACGUCAAAGUCCAGUUGAAGAACAACACCCUGGGGCUCGGAGUGUCCACCAACCACGAGGAUAAUUGGAUUGCCCAUCAGGAUGAUUUUAACCAGUUGCUGGCUGAGCUGAACGACUGCCAUGGUACAGCGAGCGCAGCUUCUUCUGAUGGUGAGAAACGAAAAUCCUUUAGUUUGGAAGAAAAGUCAAAAUCGUCCAAGAAGCGGGUGCACUACAUGAAGUUUGCCAAAGGAAAAGACCUCUCUUGUCGCAGUGACACCGACCUCGCCUGCAUUUUUGGAAAGCGAGAGAAGGUUACGAAGUUACCCCAGGAGAAGACAGAUUCUGAACCAGAGAAAAGUGAGAGUAAAAGCCCAAGCCCCACAACUGAAGUUGAGCUGGGGAACACAGUGAUAAGUUCUCUAUCAGUAAAUGAAUAUUUUGCCAAAAGGAUGGCACAGCUUAAAAAGUCCUAUGCCAAGUCUACAGAGACUGUCCCUGAGACCGCAGAGCAAUGCUCUGAAGACACCUUAGAGAACUACUCCGAAGAUACCAAGAAGAAAUCCAAAAAGAAAAAACGCAGAAAGAAUGAAAAUGACUACUGCCCAGAAGAGCCGGAGGUAGUGGAGAAUCUUCGAGACAGCAAUAGCCUGGAAUCCACAGAUUGUCAGGGGAGGAGAAGAAAACCAAAGAGCAAGAAAGGGGACAAAGUUCUGACUGUAGAAACCUUGGAGAACCAUGAGGAGGAGGUGGAGGACCAUGACGAGACGCUAAGAAAGAAGAAGAAGAAAAAGAAAAACAAAAGGAAAAAAGAGUUGUGUGAAGAUAGACAGGCGGACGAUGUCACGUCUACUCCCAACGAAGACAUUGACACAGAGCAACCAAAGAAAAAGAAGAAGAGAAAGGGAGAUAACACAGAAGCUUAGAACUGUAGGACAUAUGAAAUUCAUCUUACUGCCCGCGGUGCCGAGUCUUAACGAUGGACUUGAGAACAUUUUAGAAAUCAUGUAUUUUCUUAUGAAUUGAAAUAUACCAGUGGCCACUUUUUCAUUUGUCUGUGACUUUCAGAUAACCCUUGAAUGAAAAUGUAUAAAAUAUCACAAUCCUUAA